CCAGACGUCGACAUUGUCAGCGGAGACUUUCAAGAAGUUGUGAGCUGAAGCCAGAAAUUCUUCCUCGGAAAUCGAACCAGCCGUCAUCACUUCAUGGAUCUACAAUGGACCGGACUUAGGGAAACCCCUUUUCCUUCUAGCUCUCCUUGACGUUGGCAAGGCAACGGGGUCAGUGUCGUCCUUGAUGGCUUGACAGGUGCCGUGACACUUCAGCUACAAGCAUGUACGCCAAAGGGAAAGGCUCUACAGUGCCGUCUGAUGCUCAAGCUAGGGAAAAGUUAGCGUUAUAUGUCUAUGAAUAUUUACUACAUGUUGGAGCUCAGAAAAGUGCACAGACGUUUUUAUCAGAAAUUCGAUGGGAAAAAAAUAUUACAUUAGGUGAACCUCCGGGAUUUUUACAUUCAUGGUGGUGCGUAUUUUGGGAUUUAUACUGUGCAGCACCAGAAAGGAGAGAUACGUGUGAUCAUUCUAGUGAGGCUAAAGCUUUUCACGACUAUGGUUUUGUAAAUUCAGGUGUAAAUGGUAUAGCAUAUAAUGCAGCAGCACCAAGUCCACUAGGUCAAAUGCCACCUCAAGAUGGAAUGCCAGGAGGUCCGAUGCCAGGUUUUUUUACUCCGCCAGCAUCACAGCCGUCCCCCCACCCGCAGCCUCACACUCCCAUGAUGGGACAGAACCAACCCUUCAUGUCACCCAGAUUUCCAGGUGGCCCACGUGCCCCUGGACCAGUUCGGAUGCCAAAUCAAGUAGAUUUUAAUCCUCCAGGGGGAGCUGCUGGGCAGAUGUCAAUGCCAAACAGUAUGGACCCAAGGCCAGGUCAUCCUGGAAUUGGUCCAAUGCAGCGAAUGAACCAUCCUGGUAGAAUGCAGGGCCCAAUAAACCCAGUAUAUGAAACAAUACAGAAUUACGGUGGCAUCAGAGGUCCACCUCCAAACAGUAUGGGUCCAACAGCUCCUGGUGCCAUGCCACCCAUGAGCAUGCCUGGUGGACAAGGAAACAGACCAUGGCCCCCAACAUCUUCAUCAAUAAAUUAUUCAUCAGCAUCACCUGGCAGUUAUAAUGGUCCACCUGCUACAGGAGGGGCUCCAGGAACGCCGAUUAUGCCAAGUCCACAAGAUUCUACGAGUUCUGGUGAUGGCAUGUAUGGCAUGAUGAAAGCUAGUAUGCCAAAUAUGGCAGGGUUUCCACCGAUGGGAGGACCAGACGGAGGAAUGCCAAUGGGAGCUGACAUGCCUGCUGUGAUGAACGGAGAGAUGGAUGGUAUGAAGAGUUCACCCCCCAACGGUCCAGGCACACCUCGAGAAGAUUUACCCCCUGGUAGUACUGGUGAAAUUGGAGGAUACAGCCUUGGCUAUCAGGAAAACGAUCAAAAUGAAUCGGCAGCUAUCCUUAAGAUAAAGGAAUCUAUGCAGGAGGAGGCAAAACGAUUUGAAAAAGAGGCCGACCACCCAGAAUAUUUCAUGCCAUAACUGUUAACGGAAAGAGCAAGUAGCGUCGUGGUCAGCAUUGACUGGGAGAAGAUGAAUGAAAACGAAGGUAAAAGGUUGUGAAAAGAUUUCUACAACGGAUCUUUUGCUUGCAAAACAGAUGAAUGUAACUUUCUUUGUCUGACCUGCACACUUGCUGUGAGAGCACAGCUUCUGAACAAAACCUGGCAAUUGCUGUCAAAAGGCUCCUGUCACCAAUGCUGUGUAAAACAUUCAAUUUUAACUGCUAAUGGGGUUUAUUUUCUAAAAAAAAAAUAAAAUAAAAUAUAAAUAAAAAAUUAAAAAAUGAUGAAAAAGAAAAUAAAAAUCAUAAAGGAAGAAAAUGCAAAAAAAAAAAUUCAAUUUCUUUUAUUACACUUGGCCAUACAUAUUGUUACCUGUUGGUAUAGACUUAGUAUGGUUUUUCAGUGUCGAGUGGACACAAAUUGAAGACCGUUUUCAACACCAUCAUCCACAUCAUUUUAAAGCAUGGUUGCAUGCUGGUUAAGGAUUAUUAUUUUUUUUUUGUCUUUUCAUGAAAAAAAACAAAACAAUAUGGGGAAAAAAAAACUAUUUUAAAAGAAAUAUGAAUAAAGUAAACUGUCCAUAAAACAAUGUACUCUGACAUAAUUUUGUGGAAACUUCUCCAAACAACGACCGACUUGACAACCUUGCGAUACCAUAUAUGAUUUUAAAACACCAAAGCAUUCAUGGCUGGCAGAAGACAUUAUUCAGUGCUGUAGUCGACACUAUCGAAAAGGUUGUUGCUAUUUUCCCCAGCACACUUUCAUUUUUUUCAGGACAAUACCAUGAACUUCAACCAUUGCAGCCCUUACCCACCCCAACACCACAUCUUGUGGAAUAACAAAACACAAAUAAACAGGAAACAAACUGAAAAAAAAAAAUUCCAAUAAUAAUAAUAAAAUCCUGUAUUAAAGCUGAGUCACAUAAGACUUCAGUUAUGACUGGUUCUUUAAGACAUCAUAAGCUGAUGGUUAUGACUGGUUCUUUAUGGAUAUCAUAGUGUGGUGGUUUGUUAAAAUUGGUUCUGUAUGGUAUCAAAUCAAACUAUGGUUAUAUUAAGACAUUGAUUCUGUAUAUCAUAAGGUUAAGACAUUAGCUGUGUAUUACACUAGUGUUUGCUAUUAAGAAAUUGUUUAUGUGUGAUAAUAGAAGGUACUGUUUAAGAUAUCAAUACUGUAUAACCUCAUUAUAUGGUGGUUAUAUACUUAGGACUUACUUCUGUAUGAUAAUGCAAUAUUGGGAAUAUGUUAAGAUAUUAGUUUUGUAUAAUAUCAUUGUUAGUAGUUUUGGUAUUCUAUGGAAUGUAGUAUGUUAAGAGAUUAGUCCAGCAUAUCAUGAUGAUCAUUAGGCUAUGUUAUUGAUUUAUUAUAAUAUCAAAAGAGCAGCUAUGUUAAGACUAGUUCUGGAUAUCAUAAAAUAGUUGUACUACGACAAUAGUUCUAUAUAUAUAUUGUUAGAUAUUAGUCUUAUUAAAAUAAUAGCUCUGUAUGACAUUUGAUUUAACACAGACAAUAAGAUCUCUGUCAAAAUUAAUUGGGGUGUCUGAGUUUCUAAGAAAUCUCUCUCUCUCUCUCUCUCCCUCCCUCUCUUUCUCUCUCUCUCUCUCUCUCUCCCUCCCUCUCUUUCUCUCUCUCUCUCUCUCUCUGUUUCUGAACAUGUAUAUAUGUUUGUAUGUAUGCAUUUAGAUAUAGGGACGUGUGUGUAAAGCAGGCAUGCAUUAUGUAUAUAGGUAUAAUAUGGACAGUGUCUACAUAUAUGUAUGUUUAUGUGUAAGUUAGUAAUAUUUAUCAUUUUUGUUUUCUUCUGAGGACUCCCUUCAAGCCCCCUCUCCCCAACCAUCCAGACUUUUUACUCACCUGUCAUCCAUAUUCUUGUGGUUCUCUGUUUCCUGGAUGUACUUCCGGUACCCUUCAUCUCUCUUGUGUCCAUCUGUUUUGAUUCUCUUAAUGUCUUCAUGUCCAUUUGUCAUUACAGAUUAUUAUUAUUAUCAUUACACUUGAAGAUGGUGAUGACUGUGACAGCAGAAUACCAAAUUAAAUGUCUUACAGUAACUAGUUUCAGUCCAUCAUCUUGGACCUAAGCUUUAUAAUCCCGCCGAGGUCACAUCCCUUUUGGGCUAUUAAAAUAAGUACCAGUAAUAUAAUGACAAUGUCCUCCUUGUACAACAGUGGCCUGAAAAGCCUAAUUAACAAGCUGUUGACGUUGCUUUUAUUACUUAUGGUGUAAUAUAUACAUGUGAAGAAGAAAAACAGAAUGCAUCUAGGAAAAGGAAAAAACAACAACCAACCCAUCCACCACCACAUCUAUGUCAUAACUGAUAGCUGAUCUUUGCUCCUUGUUUCCAACACAUCCUCCUACAUAUCAUACCAUCACUGAAGAUUCACAUCCAUCCUCAUACUUCUCCCCUUGCUGGGUGAUAACCGAUUUGAAGAAUGGUGGCUUACUGUAAAAAAAAAAAAAGAAAAGCAAAAAAAAAAAACCAAAACAAAAAAAAC
This is a messenger RNA of Octopus sinensis (East Asian common octopus), 3982 nucleotides long. RefSeq names its product single-stranded DNA-binding protein 3. The record is from RefSeq and is a predicted model, not a curated record. The transcript has 20 exons. Gene Ontology annotation, cellular component: nucleus. Lineage: Eukaryota; Metazoa; Mollusca; Cephalopoda; Octopoda; Octopodidae. Gene Ontology annotation, biological process: positive regulation of transcription by RNA polymerase II. The coding region runs from base 222 to 1466 and encodes 414 amino acids. Gene Ontology annotation, molecular function: single-stranded DNA binding; protein binding.